AUGACGGCACACCGUGAACUACGAAUCUUGCAGUAUAACGUUCAUAAGUCAAGAGAUGUCGUCUUAGCCAGCCUGUUCAGUGACGAGAAGGUUCUGGAAUACGAUAUUCUAGCAAUUCAAGAACCCUGGCGAAACCCGUUUACCGCUACGACUUACCACCCCUUGAAAACGCAUUACCAGCUGACUUACUGUGACGACGCCGAAACUAGAGUAUGCUUCUACAUCAAUAAACGGAUCGACCCGAGCACCUGGAACGUGCAACACGUUUCCAAGGACAUCACCUCUCUGGAGAUGACCAGCCCAGGCUCAAACAGCAAGAUCUGCGUCUUCAAUGUCUAUAACGAGGUCGGAACUAGAACUAUCUCCGACCUAGAAGAAGCUAUUGCCAAGGUAGAUUCUCACGAGAGACUCCUCGUACUCGGGGAUUUCAACCUACACUAUCCACUCUGGUCAACAACACAUCGGUACAAUAAUAACGGGAUUUCGGCCGCUCAGUCUCUACUCACAAUUAUAGAGGUGUCCGAACUACAGCUACUCACAGUCCCUGGCACUGCAACACAUAGGUGGAAUGAGGGUGAAUCAACAAUCGACUUAACCUUUGGCUCAGAUGAUGUGGCGUCACGGCUGAUCCACUGCAGAAUCGACACAAACCUAGACCAUGACUCUGACCAUCUGCCAAUCGCCGUAGCUAUUGACUGGACCCCGCGACAUGCCGACCUAUCAAGGAAACGAAUGUGGACAAAGACAGACAUACCGCGUCUCCGGCAGGUAGUUGAGCAGCAGCUGUCUCGAAUACUGUAUGCCACAGAGCUAACGGACAGGACGAGCAUUGAUGAAUACGUGGACUCGAUUAUCAGGGCCAUUAAUGCAGGUAUAGAGGUAGCAACGCCAUGGUCCAACCAUCACCGCGCUCUGUCUCAGGAUUCAAUCAAGAGUGCAAGGACAUAUGCACAGAGGUCCAACAGCUGCGCCGAAGAUGGCAACGAACAAGGCAAGAGGAUGAUUAUGAGGCCUACCGAGAGGCGCGCAACAGGAAGGGUCAAGAUGCAUCGGCAUCACAACCCAGGCCUUUGGAACCUUUUCAAAUGGGCCAAGAACAGGCACACUAUAUCAUCCGCCUGCACGCCGGCACUAUUAAAACCAGACGGAGAGCUCGCCCACCAGCCAGACGAGAAGGCAGAGAUCCUACGCCAAUCCUUCUUCCCGCCUCCACUCAACGCCGAUCUCUCCGACAUCGAAGGAUACCAAUACCCUCCACCAAUCGAGUGCCCAGACAUCACUAUACCGGAGAUUGAGAAAGCAGUACGCAGGGCAGCUCCGAACAAAGCCCCAGGCGUUGACGGCAUCACUAACGGCGUCCUACAACUGACGCUCAAUAUACUCCUCCCAAGCCUCUGCAAGCUCUUUAACGCAUGUCUUCAGCAGGGCUAUUGCCCCACACACUUCAAAGAGACAAUCACAGUAGUGCUCCGGAAACAGGGCAAGGACGACUAUACGCAACCCAAGUCAUAUAGGCCAAUUGCUCUCCUUAACACGCUAGGGAAGGUACUAGAAGCCAUAAUCGCCAGCCGGCUAGCCUACCUUGCCGACGUUCACAACCUCCUCCCAAGCCGUCACACCGGGGGGAGGAAACUCGCAUCGACUGAACACGCUAUGCACUUUCUCCCCCAGCGGAUACAUAAAGCAUGGACCGACAGCCAAGUGGCUUCGCUACUUCUACUUGAUGUGUCGGGAGCAUACGACAAUGUCUCUCGGGAACGGCUAUUACACAACCUCCAGAAGCGUCGGGUCAACCAGACACUCGAAUACACGGCACCCUCUGCACCUAUCCAAACAGGAAUCCCACAAAGAUCGCCUGUCUCGCCGAUCCUCUACCUGUUCUACAACGCGGACCUCAUUGAGAUAUGCAAGAUGCAGGACACGGAGGCAGUGGGAUAUAUUGAUGACGCCUCUAUCCUAGCUGUGGGCGCGACAGCACAACACAAUUGCAAGACCCUCAAGGGUAUCCACCGGAAAGCCGAGGAAUGGGCAUUGCGGCAUGGCUCCCAAUUUGCGCCGGCGAAGUACGAGCUCGUACACUUUACCAGAGACCCCAAAGCGAAUAGCACGCACGCUCUCCGCCUACCACAUGCCACGAUCCAGGCCUCCCCAUCAUGCCGAUACUUAGGCAUUCAAAUGGACACCAAGCUCCGCUGGGACUACCACCGCGAGAAAGUAGAAGCAAAAGCUACAGGACGACUAUCCGCCCUGUCAGCCCUAGCAUCUUCAUCGUGGGGUACCGGAACAAUCAACCUCCGGCAUGUAUAUAGAGCGAUGGUUGUACCCCAGAUGCUCUAUGGCUGUUCUGCAUGGCACAUCCCUGGGAGUGGCCGAGCAGGCAGAGGCAGUUCCAUAGUAGCUGCUAUCGCAAAAAUACAGAAACGGGCAGCACAGAUUAUCACCGGAGCUUUCCGGACAACUGCUGGAGCUGCCGUCGAUGUGGAGGCACAUCUGCUCCCAGCACCACAGCAACUCGAGCAAACAGCCCUGGAAGCCACAAUACGUAUCAGGUCUACGCCCUCUCACAAAGACAUGGCCUCACCGGCGGACAACAACAGAGUUCCGAGGAGGACCCCCCGGAGAAGUAGCGCGCAGAGUCCCCUCGAUCAAUUUUCGAGUAUCCUGGAACGCAAGUACAAUGUGCAACUCGACCGAAUCGAGAAACGCCAACAACACGUUGUGCCGCCAUGGUGGAUUCCACCGUCCGUCUUUAUUGCCGAAUCCGCCGAAGCAGCAAUCAAACAACACGAUACCGCAGAGCCAGGAACGAUAUGUAUCUAUACCGAUGGAAGCGGGAUUAAUGGUCAUGUCGGCGCAGCUGCAUUAGCACCGGCGCUACAGAUCAGCCGCAUCUGCACUAGACGGACGGAAUACAUGGGCACAGCAACCGCCUCCACAGUAUACGCAGCAGAGCUAAAAGGACUAGCAUUAGCACUGCAGAUGACACUCGACAUACAUGCAACAGUUAUCACCCCUAGCAAAUGCGCCAUCUUCACCGACAACCAGGCCGCUAUUCAAGCAAUACAGAAUCCCAAGUGUCCAUCCGGGCAAUACAUCCUUAUUGAGGCCAUACAAUUACUCAACGAGCUCCGGAGUCUAGGAUGGGAGGUUGAAUUUCGAUGGGUCCUAGCACAUGUCGGAGUGCCAGGCAACGAAGCGGCGGACCAAGCAGCAAAGGAAGCCGCUGGCUAUAACCCGGAUUCUCGAACACAUGCUGAACCGCCGCCAGAGCCAGACUCUUUACGGAUCUUGACGGCAACAACGAAACCCACCGUCCGUCAAACCAUGAGAGACGAAUGGGAGUUGUCCUGGGAAACGGCCAAGCAUGGCAGAGAGCUCUUCAAACUUGGACUCGACAACGGCAGUACAAGCAGCAAAGAUGACCCUCCGGACAAGGCUCCUUGA
Venustampulla echinocandica is the source of this 3444-nucleotide messenger RNA. RefSeq lists its product as uncharacterized. Gene Ontology annotation, molecular function: nucleic acid binding; RNA-DNA hybrid ribonuclease activity. The record is from RefSeq and is a predicted model, not a curated record. The transcript is spliced from 4 exons. Bases 1 to 3444 code for a protein of 1147 amino acids. NCBI's taxonomy places the organism in Eukaryota, Fungi, Ascomycota, Leotiomycetes, Helotiales, Pleuroascaceae.